AAAAAAAAAAAACCCCUUAUUUAGUCCUUUCCUUGUCUUCAUUUCGAACUUCUCCAAAAACCUUUAGAAAGCAGGCGGCUUUCUCCUGCUCUCGCCUCUCGCCGGUUUUCUUGAUUGACUAGGGAAAGGAUAUAGCUUUGUAGUUUAGCUGUUUAUAGGAAGAGGAGGAGAAAAGAAAAAGGCUUACAAUGAGCAUUUAUAUGAGCAGAAUGUUUCCAAGAUCUAAUUCGAGCUUUUUGUUAUCUGGCGGGAAUGCAUUGCAAUCUCAAGUUUCACGCUUGAGGGAAGAGACAUUCUUGGUGGAUGCUGGACCUGGGACCCCAAGAAUUUGUAUGGAAGAUGAGCUCACAAGAGUGCCAACCAACAAGUCCAUCACCAGGUUCGAGAAUAAGGUGGGAUACCUGGAUAAAAGGGCCGGUGAAUCGUCAUCCAUCAAAAACCGGGUUCUCGAGAGAUUCUUCAUGGAUAUUGUGGCCGGUGAUCCAGUCACCAAACAGCGAGCGGCUGCCAAGUUUAAUGAUUUGGUGGGAGCCGAAGAUGCAGCGCCCGGUGAACCCACUCUUCUUCUUCCACGAAGAUUUAGGCAAACCCAAGCUUGGAUUGAGCUCAACAAGAUUUGGCGAACCAAUAGAAAGGUCAAAGGCUUUGUUGUUGAGAAACUAAGAGGAGGUUAUUCAGUAGCCAUCGGUGGUUACAUUGCUUUUCUUCCAAUUCGUCUGCUCUUAAGCAAGAGGAUAUGGAAUGAUCGCUUCACCAUCGAAAGCAUUAACCCCAAGGACAAGAGUAUUGUUGUGGUCUAAGAGUGGCGGAUCAACCAAGAGCUUGUGGGAAAGUUUGGUAUAGCCAAAAUUUAUACUAUCUUAAAAAAAUAAUCUCCUAGAAGCAUUUUCUUGUUUGGGACUUUUGCUAUAGGUAAGGAAAACUAAGUAGACUAGUCUCAGAAAGUUUUUCUUCUUUUAAUCUUGUUUCCUUUCGUUGAGAAAUCUUAAACUUUUAACGUUUUGGAUCAUUUUAUGAUAUUUCGGAUUAAGAUAAUUAUAAUCUUUCGUUUCUUUGAACAAUUA
This is a messenger RNA of Morus notabilis, 1064 nucleotides long. RefSeq names its product ribosomal protein S1, mitochondrial-like. Lineage: Eukaryota; Viridiplantae; Streptophyta; Magnoliopsida; Rosales; Moraceae. The record is from RefSeq and is a predicted model, not a curated record. The coding region runs from base 189 to 800 and encodes 203 amino acids. The transcript is spliced from 2 exons.